UUUUAUCAUUUAGCAUCUUAAAUUUUACAACAGAUGCACCAAAUAUUUUUCAAUUCGAACAAUCUGAGUGAGUCGGUCCAAAGAGUAGGGCUCUCUCUCCUGGAACGAAAGAGGAUCAGACAGAUCAGUGACAGUGUAUCUUGGGAGCAACUGAGCAACGUCGUCAGUGAAAGUACCGAACGGUCAGUCAAUCAAAGACGAGGAGUAUCCGAGAGUACGAGAUUGCUCAUCUCCCAGGAUUACAUACAGUCUUCUCUUCUCGCAAUCUAUUCCACUUUUACUUCCGUUGAAUCGCUGGCGUUCGAACCCUAACCCGAUUCUGUGCCGCCGGAGAAGCCCCCAACGAUCAUGGCCUCCGAUGGCUUUCCACCUAUCAUCGGUGCCCAACUGACUUACCUCCUCACUCACUCUCCUCUGUCCAUAAAGGUUGAUCAUAUGUGGUCUGGUUCUAAGGCUCAUGGCUUGCUCGAUCGGUUCACCUUACUCAUCCCGUUCUGCCUUGAUUAUCUUAGAUGGGAUGUGAUAUACAAUGCACAGUGUCCGUUAGCCGCGCCAGAUAUUGUAUUCGCGCCAGAAGAUGAGACAUUUCGACCAUUUAGAGCGACAAGUGAAGGAGAUGGUGAUUCUAAUAAGUCACCCAAGAAUAUUAUUUGUGAUUGGAAUAGCAAAGAUCCUUCCCGGUUAUUGUCUCUCAUUCUUGAGCUUAGGGAUCAGUACAGGGCCUACCAGAGAAAGCGGGCUGGAGAAGUCGAUGAUGAUAGAUUAAAAUUUGAAAUUAGUACUAUUCUUCCGCGGGAGGGAAUUGAAAUGUAUAUGAGCUCAGGCAUUGACAAGCCAGAGGAAGUUAAGUUUGCAGUGCCUCUACUUGAUAUUGAUAUUAACAAAAUGGUGAUGGGGUGCACGUGGAGACAUCAACAGAAGAUAAACCUACAGGUGAUAUUUCCUGUUGGGAGAAAGUAUUCAUCUGCACCUACAGCUCCUCGUCUAAAGUUGGUAGCUUCUUCUGAGUUGAAGGCUCUAUUUUCGAUUGAAGAUGUCAAGCUUCCACCAUGGUUGGAUUGCAUGUGCAUGGCUGAAUAUCUUCCCAAUUUAGAGGACAGUCUCCAGGGACAGAUUUUGGAUGCAGUUUCAUUAAUUGAACAUAGAAGGCGUUUUAUUGAGGCAUUAGCUACUGUAUUUGGAAGGCCUGUGGAAGCUGAUCCGAUUUUUUGCAGAAAAGCAACAUUUCUUGCUGCAUCUGGGGUUUUUACAUUUCUGGUGCAUUUUCAGUUUCCCACUCAGUUUCCGAAGCAACAGCCAGCUUUGACACUUCAAAGUAGUCAGCAUUUCAAUGGGCAAGGUGCCCCGAUAAAGUCACCACUUGUAACAGAUUUUCCAUGGAGUCCAAGAUGGGAGCCAUUGCUGAUGGCUGAGCGGAUCUUUGACUUUUUGGUGGAAGAGUGCUUGAACUUCAAAAAGUAUUGCAAUGAGAUUACUUCACAACACUAGCCCCAGUGUCAAUAAAGGCCAUCUAUUUUCCCUGUGCUUGUUAUCAAUUGCAUAAUGUAGUUUGCUUUAAAAUGAUUUAAUGUUGCAUGAGAACUGAAUUUGGUGUUUUGAUGACCUAAGAAUAUCCAAGAAUGAUUGAUUUUCAUCUAAUGCACGUUUGGUCACUAAAUUUUCUCUCCAUAUAGGAUUGACAAAAACAGUGUUCAGCAAAGUUUGUGCCAAAAAGGGAUGAUUUGAAGUAUGUUAAUGCGUCUGCUAGGGGGAUUAAUUUCAGUACUGAAAUGACUUUAUUGAAACUUAAUUUCAUUUGUAUGUGGGUUUUCUUA
Malania oleifera is the source of this 1814-nucleotide messenger RNA. RefSeq lists its product as uncharacterized. The transcript is spliced from 13 exons. Gene Ontology annotation, cellular component: BRISC complex; BRCA1-A complex. Bases 349 to 1488 code for a protein of 379 amino acids. NCBI's taxonomy places the organism in Eukaryota, Viridiplantae, Streptophyta, Magnoliopsida, Santalales, Ximeniaceae. Gene Ontology annotation, biological process: double-strand break repair. The record is from RefSeq and is a predicted model, not a curated record.